UGGCAUCUUGUCUGUUAGCCACACGGUAGUAUCACUAAAAAAACUACACGAAGCUCAGCAGCAGACCAGGAAAACAACAGGAUGGCUGAAAGCUGAAACCUGCGAACUCACCGGUUACAGGUGUCAUGAUGGAGGUGGCUGGUCCCUGGACUGAAGUGUUCGAGGCGUCGGACAGGCAGGAGGCGUCCGGAGGUUCGACUCUGACUCUGGCUCCUCUGGUCGGCGACUCGCCAUCCAUCCGCCGCUCCCAGCCGAUCCUCAUCGCCUCCAACAGGUCUAAAGGUGUCGAGUUGCUGUCGUCCUCCGUUCCCACCAUCCCAAACCCUUUCCCAGAGCUGUGCACGCCUUCCAAGUCUCCGGUGCUCAUUAGCUCGCUGCCACCACAGUCCACCGACAAACAUCUGGUGAAGGUGUUCGGUGAGGACAACCACAGCAGGUCGGUCUGGGUUUCUCGAGGAGCUACAGCCAGAGAAGUUUGUCAGAAGUUGGUCCAGACGGCUCACUGCAGUGAUCAGGAGAACUGGGCUCUGCUGGAAGUCCAUCCUGCCCUGGGUUUAGAAAGAUGUCUGGAGGACCACGAGGUGGUGCUGGAGGUUCAGGCCACCUGGUCUCUAAAAGGCGACACCAGACUGAUGUUCUGCAAAAACUACGCCAAGUACGAGUUCUUCAGGAAGCCGAUGCUUUUCUUCCCAGAGAACAUGAUCUCAGACAGCGCUGAUGUCAGCAAAGGGAUGACGUCAUCAGAGCUCAUACAGAACCUGCUGAAGUCUGGAACAUGUCCGGAGAUUCAAGGCUUCCUUCACGUCAAGGAGCCGAGUCGUAAAACCUGGAAGAAGGUUUACUUCUUCCUGCGACGUUCCGGACUCUACAGCUCCACCAAGGGUUCCUCAAAGGAGCCUCGUCACCUCCAGUACGUCGCUGAUCUGGAUGAUUUAAACGUCUACACCGCGGUGAACGGCCGGAAACUGUACGGAGCUCCAGCAGACUUCACCUUCUGCAUCAAGCCUUCCAGAAACCCGAUCCGUGUCCAGGACCUGAAGAUUCUUUGCGCUGAGAACGAACAGACGCGAACAUGUUGGACCUCUGCUUUCAGAUUGUUCAAGUACGGGAAGCAGCUCCAGUGUAACUACCACUUGUCCAAGUCGGCGCCUCGAAGCCCGGAAGGAUCGAACCUCGCAGACGGCAAAUCCAAGUCGGAGGACAGCCUGGUGGCCAUGGACUUCUCGGGGAAAGCCGGAGGUCGGGUCAUCCAGAACCCAACGGAGGCCCAGAGCGCAGAGAGGGAGGAGGGUCAGGCCUGGAGGAGGAGAGAAGCUCUGAGGUGCAGUUUGCCCAACCUGAACUCUGCAGCCAGACCUUCCUCCAUCCACAAGACGCUGCCGUGGUUUCAUGGCGGCGUGUCGAGAAAAGAAGCUCAGAGGCUGAUAGAGAAGCAGGGCCUGGUGGACGGGAUGUUUCUGAUCCGUGAGAGUCAGCAGCACUCGCAGUGUUUCGUCUUAUCGCUGUGUUACCAGCUGAAGACCAAACAUUACUUGGUGAUUCCUUUUGAGGAAGGAGGCAGGAAGUACUUGACGAUGGACGACGGCGUCACACUGUUCAUCGACCUGCUGCAGCUCGUAGAGUUCCACCAGAUCAACAAGGGGAUCCUGCCGGUCUGCCUCAAACAUCCCUGCGUCUGUGUGGCUCUUUAGACGACCCUCAGAUUUCACCUCAUCCGAUGAAGCCGUCAGGGUGGACUCGAGGGAAACACCGAGAAGACGGGGAGCGUAUCGUCCUCCCUUCCUCUCUUUAGUAUUUUUAAUUAUUUCCCACUACAGCUCCAGACAGUGGCUGGGUUUUGUUUUUAAUUGAUGAGUUUCCUCGAAGAUGCCUCAACUAGCGUUGGACGAACUCUCGAUGCUGCAGGAUGUUUGGAGAACCGUCGAUAACUUUGAUCCAGGAAGAAUCCAGGAGCUUCACAGUGAGGAGAUCCAGCCACUGGAUGGUGCUAAGACUCAGGAAUUCACCGGAUUUCUCACCCGCAGCAUGAAACUCACGCAUUUAUUCAUUAAAACUGAAGUGGAUUGUGAUAUUCUGAUCAUGGAAACUCCCCAGGUUGCAUCAUGUAGCAUGUAAAUUCUCCUUAUGUUCUUAAUUUUGCUUCUUUUUUUUUAGCAUUAAUUCAUUAAUAAUGUCACAUUAUUGACUAUUUCACUGCACCUUUUUUGCACAAUGUUGGUGAAAGGGAGCCGUGUCGUGUCAUGAAACAUUUUAGAUAUUUAGACAACUAAAUAUGCAACAUAACCAGGUUUUAUGUGCAGGAAAUGUGUGAAAAUUCAAUAAACGAUGAAUCUAACUGCUGAAGAAUAGAAAAUGUGGCUAAAGUUCGCAAAUUGACCUCAAAUAAUGAAUGUUUAUAUAAUUCUGGGAAAAUGUCCCGAUUUCCUCCAGUGUGUUUUGGAAAAACUGUAUUUUUAAGCAACAAGAUCAUUAUUAAUUUAACCUUUAUAUGGUUAAAACUAAUCAUGAAUUCAGCAUUCAAACAUUUUGACCUGUUUGGUUGUUUAAACACACUUUCUUUCCCUUUGCACUCACUGUUUGCAUUUUAUCAUGAAAAUUUGUCCUUAAAAUGUCUGAAUAUCUACACAUCUGGGCAUUAUUCAUUCAGUCCAGCUCAUAAAUGUACAGUUUUCCCUCAUUUUGUUUUAUUAAACAGGGUUUGUUCGUUUUAUUUUUCAGUGUCUUG
Molecule: messenger RNA, 2725 nt
Organism: Acanthochromis polyacanthus (spiny chromis)
Lineage: Eukaryota; Metazoa; Chordata; Actinopteri; Pomacentridae
Gene: grb7
Product: growth factor receptor bound protein 7
Exons: 15
Coding region: 126-1691 (521 amino acids)
Biological process (GO): signal transduction
Source: RefSeq, a predicted model, not a curated record